UGCUGAAAAUAUGUCGGAGGCCAAAUUAAUAUCCGGUACACAAGUGGCCAAUGAAAUUCGUGAAUCUUUAAAACAAAAAGUUGCCGAUAUCAAAAAUGAUUUGCCUGAUUUCAAUCCCGGUCUAUGCAUUGUCCAAGUUGGUGGUCGUGAAGAUUCCAAUGUUUAUAUUCGCAUGAAAAUCAAGGCAGCCAAAGAAAUUGGCAUUGCUGCACAACAUGUUCAACUGCCCAGAACUACAACUGAAAUUGAGCUACUUGACAAGAUUAACUCGCUUAACAAUGAUCCCAAUGUGCACGGUAUUAUUGUACAAAUGCCACUCGAUUGUGAUACGAAAAUCGAUUCACACAAAAUCACAGAUGCUGUACAUCCCGACAAAGAUGUUGACGGUCUGCAUACCAUGAACGAGGGACGUGUAUCAAUUGGUGACUUGAGUGGUUUCAUGCCAUGCACACCAUGGGGUUGUAUUGAAUUGAUCAAAAGAUCUGGUAUCCAGAUGGCCGGGGCUAAUGCUGUUGUAUUGGGACGUAGUAAAAUUGUUGGUACUCCAGCGGCUGAACUAUUGAAAUGGCAUAAUGCCACUGUGACGGUGUGCCAUUCGAAAACCAAGAAUAUUGAAGAUAUUUGCCGUACUGCUGAUAUUUUGGUUGUAGGCAUUGGUGUACCCGAAAUGGUUAAGGGUUCUUGGAUUAAACCUGGUGCCGUUGUCAUCGAUUGCGGUAUUAACGUCAAGCCUGACCCAACCAAAAAAAGUGGUACUCGCUUGGUGGGUGAUGUUGCCUUCGAAGAAGCUAAAUUAGUUGCUUCAGCUAUUACUCCUGUUCCAGGUGGCGUUGGGCCUAUGACUGUUGCCAUGCUGAUGGAAAACACUGUACGUUCGGCAUCGAAGGCCGCCUUCAACUUGUUGAAGAAAUCAUGGGAAUUGGCUCCCUUGACUCUUAGACCCGUAAGACCAGUACCAAGUGAUAUUGUCAUUGCCCGUUCCCAAACUCCCAAGGAUAUCUCCAUGUUGGCCAAAGAAAUUGGUCUACUCGGCAAUGAGGUGUCUCUGUAUGGCAAUAAGAAAGCUAAGAUUGCUCUCAGUGUUAUGGAUCGUUUGAAGUCCAGAGGUGAUGGCAACUAUGUUGUUGUUGCUGGUAUUACACCCACUCCCUUGGGUGAGGGUAAGAGUACCACCCUUAUUGGCUUGGUACAAGCCUUGUGCGCCCACAAACAAAGAAAUGCCGUUGCCUGUAUGCGUCAACCUUCACAGGGACCCACAUUUGGUAUUAAAGGUGGUGCUGCCGGUGGUGGUUAUGCCCAAGUUAUCCCUAUGGAAGAAUUCAAUCUGCAUUUAACCGGUGACAUUCACGCCGUUACUGCUGCCAAUAAUCUCUUAGCUGCCCAAUUGGAUACUCGUAUAUUCCAUGAAAAUACCCAAAAAGAUCAAGCCCUAUACGACCGUUUGGUGCCACGCAUUAAGGGUGAGAGAAAAUUCUCCAAAAUUCAAUUGAGACGUCUCGAGCGUUUGGGCAUUAAUAAAACUGAUCCCGACUCCUUGACCCCCGAGGAAAUGGGCAAAUUUGCCCGUUUGGAUAUUGAUCCCGACACCAUUAUGUGGGAACGUGUUGUCGACAUCAAUGAUAGAUAUUUGAGACAAAUUACUGUGGGCCAAUCUCCCACCGAGAAAGGAUUUACACGUACCGCAUCUUUCUCCAUUUCGGUGGCCAGUGAAAUUAUGGCCGUUUUGGCUUUGGCUCAAAAUAUGGAAGAUAUGAAAACUAGAUUAUCGAAAAUGGUUGUGGCUUUUGAUCGUAAGGGAAAUCCAGUGACAGCUGAUGAUUUGGGUGUGACCGGCGCUUUGACUGUGUUGCUCAAGGACGCGUUGGAACCAAAUUUGAUGCAAACUUUGGAAGGUACCCCCGUGUUGGUACAUGCUGGACCUUUUGCCAAUAUUGCCCAUGGCUGUUCGUCAAUUGUUGCCGAUGAAAUUGCCUUGAAAUUGGUUGGCAGUGAAGGUUUUGUUUGUACCGAAGCUGGUUUUGGUUCUGACAUUGGCAUGGAAAAAUUCUGCAAUAUUAAGUGUCGUUCAUCGGGUCGUAAACCAAAUGCUGUUGUUUUGGUUGCCACUGUAAGAGCUCUGAAAAUGCAUGGUGGUGGUGCUCCAGUUACCCCAGGUGCUCCUCUUAACAAACAAUAUACCGAAGAGAAUUUGGAAUUGCUUGAAAAGGGUCUGCCCAAUUUGUUGCAACACAUUUCCAAUGGUUGUUCAUUUGGUUUGCCUGUCAUAGUGGCCAUUAAUCGUCAUAGUUCUGAUACUGAUGCCGAACAUGAAUUAAUCAAAUCCGCUGCCGUUAAAGCUGGUGCCUUUGCCGCCGUUGUCUGCUCCCACUGGAGUGAUGGUGGUGCUGGUGCCACUGAAUUGGCUGAAGCCGUUAUCAAGGCUUGUGAAGAUUCCAAGAACUUUAAAUUGUUGUACAACAGCGAAAUGUCUUUGUUGGACAAAAUGAAUACCAUUGCCCAGAAAAUGUAUGGUGCCGCCAAGGUAGAAUUGACCGAAACCGCCCAAAAGGAUUUGGAGAAGUUGACAAGUGCUGGUUUUGGCCAAUUGCCAAUUUGCAUGUCCAAGACAUCUGGUUCUUUAACCGGUGAUGCAUCCAUUAAGGGAGCACCUAAAGGUUUUACAUUGACCGUUAAUCGUUUGUAUGUGUCGGCUGGAGCUGGUUUUGUUGUUGCCAUGUGUGGUGAAAUAUCUAAAAUGCCUGGUCUGCCAACACGUCCCUGCAUUUAUGAUAUUGACUUGAAUACCGAAACCGGAGAAAUUGAAGGUUUAUUCUAAAGCAAAAAAGA
Musca vetustissima is the source of this 2826-nucleotide messenger RNA. RefSeq names its product C-1-tetrahydrofolate synthase, cytoplasmic (gene pug). Lineage: Eukaryota; Metazoa; Arthropoda; Insecta; Diptera; Muscidae. Gene Ontology annotation, cellular component: cytosol. Bases 11 to 2815 code for a protein of 934 amino acids. Gene Ontology annotation, biological process: tetrahydrofolate interconversion. The transcript has 9 exons. Gene Ontology annotation, molecular function: formate-tetrahydrofolate ligase activity; methylenetetrahydrofolate dehydrogenase (NADP+) activity; ATP binding. The record is from RefSeq and is a predicted model, not a curated record.